Messenger RNA from Spodoptera litura, 3408 nucleotides. It is a transcript of the gene Cht11, whose product is annotated as chitinase-3-like protein. Gene Ontology annotation, molecular function: chitin binding; chitinase activity. The record is from RefSeq and is a predicted model, not a curated record. Gene Ontology annotation, cellular component: extracellular region. Lineage: Eukaryota; Metazoa; Arthropoda; Insecta; Lepidoptera; Noctuidae. Gene Ontology annotation, biological process: chitin catabolic process; carbohydrate metabolic process.
UAUUUUGUUGUUGCGAACUUGUGAAAUACGAGCCAGCUGUCAGAUUUGUUUUUAUUAUGUUUUAAUUUUGUUUGGUAUCAUUUUCCUAACAUUCUACUUGGAUACUUUGUCUUCUUCGAAUAAUGUUAAUAGUGAGCUUUAUUAAGGUAUCACUUGCGUUGUAUUUUUGGAUUAGUACGUGCUAAAAUAACCGUGUUUUCUUAAUUAUUCACUCGUCACUUUAUCAUGAGGAGUUUUAUUGUAGAAAAGAAACAUAAGCUAAGUGACAUUAAAUAUGAUCACUUCGGUACUCAAGUUACAAAUACAAAAACAGAAUAUUGCUGCAGAGGAUUAAUUGUGACAAGCUGUUUCCUGUUUGUGUGCGCGAGUGCAGUGAUUUGUGUAGCUUUGUAUCAAAAUGGAAUGUGGGGGAAUAGUCAUAUUAGUGAUAUCAGUGGAAGCCUGCAGAGUAGAGUUGCAGAAAGAGUAAUAUCAUGUUACUAUAACAUGCCUAGCGAGCAUGCAACUGAUGAAUUGAUGCCAUCUGGUAUUAAUCCAAAUUUGUGUACACACAUUAACUUAGCUUUUGCUCAGGUAGUCAGUAAUGAGAUAAGACUCGAGCCCCAUCAGUAUCGUACAAUUAUCGAAAUGGUUAAACUCAAGCAUACAAAUCCAGACUUAAAAAUUCUAGUGUCAGUUGGAGGCGCUGGAACUGAUAAAGGUUUUCCUGAUAUGGUAUUAAAUCACAAAUCAAGAAAGACUUUUAUUAAGUCAGUGAAAUACUUAUUGAGGAAUCAUUCCUUGGAUGGGAUAGACUUGGAUUGGGAAUUCCCAGCAUUACAUAAUGCAUUAGGUGGUGGUCGUGAGCGACAACAUUUCUCACAAUUGCUUCGGGAAAUUCGUAUGGAAUACAUUAGAGAGAAACGGGAUUAUAUUUUAACCGUAGCCGCUGCAGCUCCUCAGGCAAUUGUUGAUGUGUCCUAUGAUGUCGACCAAUUGAAUAUGUAUGUUGAUUAUGUAAAUAUCAUGACAUAUGAUUUCCACUCCUUCACCAAAUACACUCCAUUCACUGGGCUGAACUCUCCCCUGUACCAGCGGAGCACAGAACAGCUGUAUUUGGCCACAUUGAAUAUAAACUACACCAUACACCUGUACUUGGACAAGGGACUAGAUCGUAACAAAAUAAUUGUAGGCAUACCUACUUAUGGUCAUACAUUCUCUUUGGUCAAUGUUGAUAACCACCAAGUAAACAGCCCUGCCUCUGGCUUCGGAUCCCUUGGAUCUUUAGGGUUUAUUAAUUUUCCAGAUGUGUGUGCUUUUGUGACCAAUACUGAGAAUGUCACAAUUACUAGAGACAAUGAGGCCAAGGUCUCUUACUUAUAUAAAAACAAAGAAUGGGUAUCUUAUGAAGACCCUCAGAGUGUUAUGGAGAAAGCAAAGUUUAUAAUUGAGAAUAAAUUAGGGGGAGCCAUGAUAUAUUCACUGAAUGCUGAUGACUACAAGGGAGAGUGUCGCGGUGCAGUGGCACGCGCAGGCGUCGCUGGCUUCCCGCUAGCUAAGAUAGUGAGCAAAACCUUGAAGAGUCAUAUUAGUAGCUCUGAGCAAAAUAUGUCUUUAGUUCAGCGGCGCGGCCAUUAAUCCAUAACCAGUAUUAAAUUGAAGCACAUUCAUUAAGAGUAAUAAUUAGUUCUAGAAAGUUACCUGUUUCUUCCUUGUCACCUGGACGGCGAUCGCCCACGCGGAAGGUGCGAGGCCGCUCGGCCGGCGGCAGCGGGGCAGAGCGCGGCCGCGGCGGCACUGCGCACCGCGCGUCUACUUCGCCAGCUCUGUGCUCAUGCUCAUCCAUUCAGAACCGCACGCGCCGCAUACAUUAUACUUGCUUCUAAUUAACUUUUACAGUUGGAAAAAUUGAAGACUUAUAGUGCUCGAUUUACAGUGAACUCUCCGCUCCAAUGGCCAUGCGUAGGACGCACUUACUAUUCUUGUAUAGUGACAGGAUACUUAUCUGAGGUCGUUUCUUCGUUAGGCACGGAAAUUCAAGUCGACCAAAGUUCCUAUUUCAAAAAUUGUUUUGGUAGGUACUUACAUCACCACUUACUCACCUAUUGCCUAAUAUAGGACUGUAGGUGACUAAUUUGCAGUGCAUUAAUGUCGAUUCAGUUUAUCAAAAGCUGGUUGUUGGAAAAUUAUUGUCAGAUUUGCUGUUCCGUUAUUGGGUGAGUAGGUGGUAGGUGGAGAUGACAAAUGUAAAUACCUAAUAUUUAUUUAUUUAUGUAAUUUCUAAAAUAAAACCUAAGAUCGAUGUCAUCGAUGUGAAAUUAAUCUUUUUAAAGAAACCACAUAAGUAAGACGACAAUCUUAGAAGUCUACAAUCUUACUACUAAGUGGUGACCGUUCUAAUGGGUAGAUUUAUUUACAAAUAUUUCAUUUCACAUAUCAAUUAUGACCUAAAUAGAUUAUUGGUAUACAUGUUCGAAUAUUAUUAGGUACCAUCGACUUUUAAAGGCGGCUCUACACACUGGGCCAUCGCGUUGGACCAAUGUAGUGAAUGGUAAGUAGAGAGACCUAAAUGUCCUUUCUGUACAUUUCAAUCAAAUGUAAAACCUUCGUCCACGCCAUUGCAAUUCGGGUGUAACAACAUACGCGCGACAGUACCGUCUUUGCUGACGAAUGACAACAAACUGAUUGAGGUCAAUAUGUAAACGCUGGUUGUGGAGCGCGCCAAGAUCCUUAAGGCACUUUUCCUGCGGACAAGACUCGCGUGUGGACUAAAAUACGCGUGACAGGAAAAGAGCCCUAAUGUGGGCACGUUAAACUGGUGCCAGUGCCGGCCGACGACAUAGCGCCAAGUAAUGCCGCUUUUACACAUUGAGCCUUUUACACAUAGUCAUGUAGUAUAGUAGGCCCAAUGUGUAGACACUAUGUCGAUAGUUGUCGCCAACGUUGACCGGCCAACUGAAUGUUAUCGGCUUUUCGUGCCCACAUCAAAGGAUCUUGGAGCGCUCCACAUAAUUAUGGUGUUUAUCCAUUGGUGUCGCAUUCAGUUUGUUGUCAUUCGUCGGUAAAGACGGUACUGUCACGUGUGAGUUGUUCUCGAAUUAAGUACAAUAACCUGGACGAACACUCGACAUUUUACAUUUCAUGGAAAUGUACAGAAAGGACAUCUACAAUUCACUACCUAUGUUGGCCCAGUGUGUAGAGCCACCAUUACGGUAGUACACUUUUAAACAAAAUCCUGUGGCAAACUCUCUCCACCGUGUUUUCCUUGUGCGCCGAGUGUAUGGGAAAAUCUUCGAAUGAUGCUCGACCGCCAACUUUGUCGAUUGUAUGUAGUAUAGGUAUAAAAUUGUAACUACAAUAUAUAGGUACCUAAUAUUUCGAACUAAAAUAUGACUGUAUAUUUUUGUAAUAUAAAACCUGUUGUACCUA